Molecule: messenger RNA, 2142 nt
Organism: Aedes albopictus (Asian tiger mosquito)
Lineage: Eukaryota; Metazoa; Arthropoda; Insecta; Diptera; Culicidae
Product: regulator of hypoxia-inducible factor 1
Exons: 8
Coding region: 186-2081 (631 amino acids)
Molecular function (GO): acyltransferase activity, transferring groups other than amino-acyl groups
Source: RefSeq, a predicted model, not a curated record
UAAUCACAGCACACAAUCGGCACCUGUUGGACUGCUGCGCGUUGGAACAACGCACUCUGGCACUUCGAUUAUUAUCAUAUUCAACGACCUGUGAUACACCGUUACAGAUAGAUAUAGCAUAUAAUUACUAUAUUUAAGUCGAAGGGUCGUCUCAGCUCGGAUUCAAUCCGGUCGUAGUGCUCGAGAUGGAGAAAAGUGUUGUUCGCGGCGCCAAGUUAGUCGCUUUGUUACUCAGUGUCGUGGUUGGGGCAGAAAGUGGACCUGCUGAUCCACCAAUUUACAAAUAUGACAACUACGAAAUGUGUAAAGCGAUGUACGAUCCGGGAGCAACGUUCUGCAUCGCAAAAGUUAAUCUCGGAUAUAAUCCAGUUUCAAAUCAGGUUGCAGUCAAGAGUCAACCGAAUCUCCUGAUUUGGUCAGUAUGCGUCCAGGACUGUGAACAGGAGAUGCUAUCCCUGAGUCAAUGUGAAAGGCUACAAUUUAACUACACAAAAGUGAAGACUACUGAAGCUUCCUUAGGAGAACUUACUCAUGGGUUAGAAAAUCUCAUUACUAGCUGUAUUGCCAAUCGUUUACAUAGACAGCACAAUGCAUCCGGAAGCGUCCAUGUAGAGUAUUGUGAGACGACUGACGUAAUAUCCCAUUGGGUGGAAUUGCUGUUUCUAAGCACAUGUGCAGGCAUCAUUGGACUGACAGUGUAUUCAUCAUUGAUGAAGGAUAGGGAAAAUUCUGAAGAUUCUACUCGCGAACUGGUACAGGCCUUUUCCAUACAACGAUCUUGGAAAAACUUCUGGCAUCUUCCGACCAGCAAAACCCACCAGGACUUCCGAUACAUCGAAGGUGUUCGAGUUCUGACCUGUCUAACGAUCGUGUUCAUGCACACCCGCUAUGAACCACUCAUGCUGCCAACCUCCGAUCCUGAAGGUCUACAGCUAUCAGUCUUGGGAAGAUUGGGAAACAUCAUGACCCCAACAGUUGUACAGGUGUUCUUCACCAUGAGCGGCCUACUGAUGGCGGUAAACUUCUUGCCGGAAGCGAAUAGGCAGUCGAACUUCGAGUGGAGAUUCCUAAAGAACAAGGUGAUAAACCGUCUGAUCCGAUUUUUGCCGGUUUAUGUGCUGUGGAUGCUGUUCACCGCCUCGGUGUACGGGAAACUUAGUAGCGGUCCAAUGGCCUAUCAUACGCUGAAGGCCCACAGCCUACCGUGCCGUAACCAUUGGUGGACCAAUGUGCUAUUCGUGAAUAACCUUCCAAUCCUUGAUGACUUCUGCAUGAUUCAUGCGUGGUACUUGGGAGCCGACAUGCAGAUGUUUGUAGCCGCUCUAGGAUUGCUAACAUUGAUGUGGUGGUUCCCUAAUGCUGUUCAUAGGAUAUUGGCGAUCGCAACUUUGGGAACUGUCAUCAUUCUGAUAUCAGUGUCUUAUCAUUACGCAUUGGACCCGAUAUUCCGAUUUGGACUCAAUCAGAUACUGAGUGGACUUAUGAUGUUUAGAUGGUUACGUUUGCUGUACAUGCCAGGUUAUACGAAUCUCGGUUCAUAUCUCAGUGGAAUCAUAGCUGGAUAUGCGUAUGUUUCCAUCACCAACGGCGGAUACGAUUUCCGUGACACUAAAAUCUACAAAAUCAUUAGAGCUCUAUCCACCUCUCUAGCAAUAGCCGUGCCUCUGACAUCUCUGGCUUUCAUCAACGUGUCCUACGACCUUCAGCCUUCCAUCUGGAUGGCACUGGCAACCGUGAUCGCUCGAUCUUACGUUCCAUUUUUCGUCUCGGUCCGCUUUAUAGAGGAGAUCGCACGUCCUGCUGGCCGCCUACGAACACUACUCAGCAAAUCCGCAUUCUGCUUUCUGGGAAAGCUGUGCUACAUUGUCUACAUCGUUCACUACAGCAUCAUCAAGAUCCUGUACAGCCGAGACGAUCCAAAUGGGACAGUAGAUGAUGUCCGGAAUAUAGAAAGAUUCGUGGUUGCCACAGUGAUGUCAUUUGCUGUGGCAUUCGUAAUUUAUCUGCUAGUGGAACAACCCAUGGGAAUGUUCCUAAAGGCAAAACUUAUUAGGAUACGAAAGACAGAUAAGAUGCAAUAAAGUGUAAUGUAACUCUCUAUAACCUUGCAGUACUAUGGUCUGUCCAUCCAUGUUAAUCAGA